AUGUCUGCUCGUGUAUCAGCUGCUGAUGUCAGCUCGGGAUGUCUGUCAGCUGCUGAUGUCAGCUCGGGAUGUCAGCUCGAGUGUCAGCCAGAACAUCAGCCGCGAUUUGUGGUCGGCGAGGGCGCCGUGGCGGGGUGGACGGGCGGCGCCAAGACGGAGCCGGAGUUCGGGGAGCAGAUCCGUAACGUGACGGUCACGGCCGGACGGGAGGCCGUCCUGUCCUGCUCCGUAGACGGCCUCGGCGACUACAGGGUUGGAUGGCUGAAGGUAGAUUCCCAGACGAUUCUGACGAUACAGAAGCGCGUUGUAACCCACAACAGCCGCAUCGCUGUCACCCACGACGAGCACCGAACCUGGAACCUGCACAUCCGCAACGUGAGAGAGAAGGACCGCGGCUGCUACAUGUGUCAGAUCAACACCCCCGUCAUGAAGAAUCAAGUGGGCUGCAUUGAAGUGCACGUUUCGCCGGACAUCAUCAACAGCCAGACGUCGUCAGACACGAGCGUCAACGAGGGCGAGGGCGUUACGCUGCGCUGUGCAGCAGAGGGCUACCCUCAGCCGAGGGUGACGUGGCGGCGCGAGGAUGGUCUUCAAAUUGCCAUUAAGACCGAUCCUGCUAGCCUGCGGGAGGUGGACGGCGGCGUGCUGGUGAUGCAGGCUGUGGGUCGGCAUCAGAUGGGGGCCUACCUCUGCAUCGCCUCCAACGGCGUCCCUCCCACCGUCAGCAAACGCAUCACACUCAGCAUCAACUUUGCUCCAAUGGUAAAGGUGGAGAACCAGCUGCUGGGGGCGCCACUGGGCACGGAGGUCUCUGUGAGGUGUGACGUCGAGGCGUUCCCUCACGCCAUCGUCUACUGGCAGCGCGACACGGCCGAGAUGUUGCUCUCUGGGAAGAAAUACGCGCUGCAGGAGACGACGGGCGCCUACAACGGCUCUCUGACGCUCGUGAUCCGCGCCUUCAACUGGACCGACGCGGGCCAAUAUUCCUGCGUGGCCACCAACUCCCUGGGCAGGGCGGACACCAGCGUACGGCUCUACCAGCCUCUCACGCCGCAAAGCCUGUCUCACAAACUACCCAGCCUGCCUCACACGCCAUCCAGCCUGCCUCACAAACUACCCAGCCUGCCUCACACGCCAUCCAGCCUGCCUCGCAUCGCCAUCCAGCCUGCCUCACACGCCAUCCAGCCUGCCUCACACGCCACCCAGCCUGCCUCACACGCCACCCAGCCUGCCUCACACGCCAUCCAGCCUGCCUCACACGCCACCCAGCCUGCCUCACACGCCACCCAGCCUGCCACACAAACCACCCAGCCUGCCUCACACGCCAUCCAACCUGCCUCACAAACCACCCAGCCUGCCUCACACGAGGCUGGUCUAAAAUUUAAGUGUCAAGACGGGCCAUCAAGUCGACGGCCGCUGCUGUAUAAAGCGCUGCUGAAGGAUGCGCAUCCUACGCUCAAGAGGAUCUAA
Messenger RNA from Hyalella azteca, 1470 nucleotides. Its product is annotated as lachesin-like. Lineage: Eukaryota; Metazoa; Arthropoda; Malacostraca; Amphipoda; Hyalellidae. Bases 1 to 1470 code for a protein of 489 amino acids. The record is from RefSeq and is a predicted model, not a curated record. Gene Ontology annotation, cellular component: neuron projection. The transcript is spliced from 8 exons.